AUGGAUGCCAAGAAGCCCCCCCAUUCGGAGUUCGACACCAUCCUAACUCUAGACUUUGGGAGCCAGUAUACCCACCUUAUCACUCGCAGUUUCCAGGCUGGUCAGUACUUGGAACGAGAGCUCAAUGUCUACUCUGAGAUGCUCCCUUGCACUCAGAAGCUGGCCGAUCUCCCCUGGAAGCCCAAGGGUAUUAUCCUCUCUGGUGGCCCCUACUCGGUCUACGAAGAGGAUGCCCCCCACGUUGACCCCGCCUUCUUCGAUCUCGGUGUCCCAAUUCUCGGUAUUUGCUACGGACUUCAGGAGAUUGCGUAUCGUCUAGGCAAGGAUAAUGUCGCUGCGGGGACCGCCAGAGAAUAUGGCCAUGCUAUCCUCAGCGCUAAGAGUCUGGACAACCAGGGUCAUGUCGAUCGGUUGUUCGCCGGUCUUGAGGAUGAAAUGCAGGUGUGGAUGUCCCACGGUGACAAGCUUGUUCAGCUUCCUGAAGGUUUCCACACUAUUGCUACCACCUCUAACUCCGAGUACGCCGGUAUUGCCCACGAAUCCAAGCCCAUUUACGCUGUUCAGUUCCACCCCGAAGUGACCAAUACCCCGAACGGUGUAAAGCUCUUGAAGAACUUCGCCGCGGAUAUCUGCGGCGUCAAACAGAACUGGACCAUGGACAAGUUCGUGGAUCAGGAAAUCACCCGUAUUCGCGAGCUGGUUGGAGAGACGGACCAUGUUCUGGGUGCUGUCAGCGGUGGUGUGGACUCCACGGUUGCUGCGAAGCUCAUGAAGGAAGCCAUCGGCGACCGGUUCCAUGCUGUCCUCGUCGACAACGGCUGUCUACGUUUGAAUGAAAGCCAGCAGGUUUACGAGACCCUUGGAAAGCAUCUUGGUAUUAACUUGACUGUCGUCGACGCUUCAAAGGAUUUCUUGGCGGGCCUGAAGGGAGUAACUGACCCGGAGAAGAAGCGCAAAUUCAUUGGUGGAAAGUUCAUUGAUGUCUUUGAGGUGGAAGCGGCAAAGAUCGAGGCAAGUGUUGAGCAUACCGGCGCCAAGGUCAGGUGGUUCCUUCAGGGUACUCUGUAUCCUGAUGUCAUUGAGAGCCUUUCUUUCAAGGGCCCCAGUGCGACCAUUAAGACCCACCACAACGUUGGAGGCCUUCCGGCCCGUAUGCAGGAUGGAGCUGGACUGAAGCUGAUCGAGCCCCUUCGCGAGCUCUUCAAGGACGAGGUUCGACAGCUGGGAAGAGAGCUUGGUAUCCACAAUGAUCUGGUCAUGAGACACCCCUUCCCCGGCCCUGGAAUUGCCAUCCGUGUCCUUGGUGAAGUCACUCCCGCACGUGUCGAGAUCGCCAGACAGGCAGACCAUAUUUUCAUCUCUAUGAUCCGUGAGGCUGGCCUCUACGACAAGAUCGCCCAGGCCUACGCAGCAUUGGAUCCUACCAAGGCUGUCGGUGUCAUGGGUGACAAGCGUGUCCACGCUGAAAUGAUUAUCCUUCGAGCCGUCCAGACUACGGACUUCAUGACCUGUACCGCAUACCCCUUCUCUCACGAGUUCCUUUCCCGGGCCUCAACCAGGAUCAUUAACGAAGUGCAUGGCGUUUCUCGCGUUCUCUAUGAUAUCUCCUCCAAGCCUCCUGCAACUAUCGAGAUGGAGUAA
Messenger RNA from Aspergillus tanneri, 1641 nucleotides. RefSeq names its product GMP synthase (glutamine-hydrolyzing) (gene gua1). The transcript has 10 exons. Gene Ontology annotation, molecular function: GMP synthase activity; GMP synthase (glutamine-hydrolyzing) activity; ATP binding. Gene Ontology annotation, cellular component: cytosol. Bases 1 to 1641 code for a protein of 546 amino acids. Lineage: Eukaryota; Fungi; Ascomycota; Eurotiomycetes; Eurotiales; Aspergillaceae. Gene Ontology annotation, biological process: GMP biosynthetic process. The record is from RefSeq and is a predicted model, not a curated record.